This is a messenger RNA of Arabis nemorensis, 1692 nucleotides long. The record is from the annotation of a GenBank genome assembly. NCBI's taxonomy places the organism in Eukaryota, Viridiplantae, Streptophyta, Magnoliopsida, Brassicales, Brassicaceae.
AUGACGAAGCUAACGGAGAAAUCCGGAACCCGACCACCGUGGAUUGGAUUAGCAGCCGCCGCGUGGGUUCAGAUGUCGGCGGGAACCUCUUCGACGUUUCCGCUUUACUCCGCCGCUCUCAAAUUGGUAUUGGGGUUUAAGCAGCAACAGGUCACGAUCCUUGGAGUCGCUUGUGAUUUGGGAGAAAACAUGGGUCUGCUUUCAGGUUACGCAAGUAAUAAGCUUCCUCCAUGGACGAUGCUUCUCAUCGGAGCUUCUUCUUGUUUCCUCGGCUAUGGCGUUCUCUGGCUCUCCGUCAGCGAAAUCGUCCAUGGUUUACCCUUCUGGCUUCUUUUUAUAGCUCUAGUGAUCGCCACCAAUAGUAGCUCAUGGUUUGGCACAGCAGCUCUUGUUACCAAUAUGAGGAAUUUUCCUAUGAGCAGAGGCACUGUGAGUGGACUUCUUAAAGGCUAUAUUGGGAUAAGUGGUGCAGGAUACACUGUGUUGUUCAGUAUGUUGCUUCACCAUUCAGCUUCUAAUCUGCUUCUGUUUCUUACUGUUGGGGUUCCGGUGUUGUGUUUAGCUGUGAUGUAUUUUGUCCGCCCUUGUAUUCCGGCUACUGGUGAAGACACUUCUGAGCCCAUGUAUUUCGCUUUUCUGCUCGCUACAAGUAUACUCCUUGCUGCUUAUCUUGUUGUGACGACUGUACUUAGCGAGGUGUAUUCACUGCCGAGCAUACUUAGAUAUGUUUUUGUGGCUGUUAUGGUGUUAAUUUUGUUGGCGCCUCUUGCGAUUCCUGUGAAGAUGACACUUUUCCGUUCGAAUGGCAAGAGCUCUUUACCGGGUUCUUCAGACAAUCUAGUCAAAGAGGAAGGCGAGUCACCCCAGGAAGAACCGUUGCUGACACCUUCUACCUCAGCUUCAAACCUCGGGUCUCUCUUUGAAGGAGAUGAUGCGUCGGAUAUGGAAAUACUUCUUGCGGAAGGAGAAGGUGCGGUUAAGAAGAAGAGAAAACCAAGGAGAGGUGAGGAUUUCAAGCUUGGCCAAGUGUUUGUCAAGGCAGAUUUCUGGCUCCUUUGGUUUGCGUAUUUCCUAGGCAUGGGUUCAGGAGUUACGGUCUCAAACAACUUGGCACAGAUUGGAUUUGCUUUUGGGAUUAAGGACACAACGAUACUCCUUUGCAUCUUCAGCUUCUUCAACUUCAUAGGUCGUCUCACUUCAGGUGCUAUUUCUGAGCACUUUGUGAGGUCAAGAACGCUUCCAAGAACGAUAUGGAUGGGAGCUGCACAGCUACUCAUGGUGUUCACAUUCCUCCUCUUCGCCAUGGCUAUCGACCACACCAUUUACAUCGCGACUGCUCUGAUCGGGGUAGGCAUGGGGUUUCAGUUCUUGUCAAUCUCUACCAUCUCCGAGCUCUUUGGUCUCAGGCAUUUUGGGAUCAACUUCAACUUCAUACUCCUAGGAAACCCGAUCGGUGCCACCAUUUUCUCGGCCUUUCUCGCCGGAUACAUCUAUGACAAGGAGGCUGAGAAGCAAGGGAACCCGACCUGCGUUGGUCCUGAAUGCUUUCGGGUAACGUUCUUGGUUCUAGCCGGUAUUUGUGGCCUUGGAACUCUGCUGACUGUUAUUUUGACGAUGAGAAUUCGCCCGGUUUAUCAAGCGCUCUAUGCGUCUGGCUCUUUCCGGUUGCAGCCCCAAUCAACUGGUCAUUGA